AUGUUUGCAAGAGGAAUAAGGAGAAAAUGUUUUGAUGGUGAAGAAGAUAUUGAAGGGACCCUGGCUGGUUUUAAGUCUGUUCCCUCAUAUAAUCUUUAGCGGCAAUCACUUUUAGACGUGUCUUUGGUAAAUAUUCAGUUGUGCCACAUGCUUGUUGAACCUAAUCUGUGUCGAUCGGUUCUUGUAGCAAAUACUGUAAGACAAAUUCAAGAAGAAAUGACCCAGGAUGGAACUUGGCAAGUGAUAAAUGCUCAGGAUGCAGGACAGGCUUCUCUUGAUCGCCUAGUAUCAUCAGAUGUACUUUGUUGUUCAACAAAAGAACAGGACUUUGAAGAUAUCCAGUCCCAAGAUAUUAUUUCUGACCUGUCCACGAUUGCAUCAGUACAAGCUCCAAGAAAUCCUCAAAGUAAUGUUUGGGAAAUGGAGAACCCUCAAGAAAAUAGGGGAAACUUUCAGAAGUCACUAGAUCAAAUAUUUGAAACAUUGGAGAACAAGAAUCCUAAUUCUGUAGAAGACUUAUUUUCAGAUGUUGACGAUUCUUAUUAUGAUCUUGAUACAGUAUUAACAGGAAUGAUGAGCAACACAAAAAUGGGACAUUGUGAAGUGCUUGAGAGCUUUUCAUCUCAAACAUCCACAAAUUCUAACUCAAAUUGUAAAUCUGAUAUAAAUGAGCUUGACCAUAUUGUGGAAAUCCUUGUUGAAUCUUGAAAUGGUUAAAUACAAAGCAUGAUUCUUUGAAGA
Vombatus ursinus (common wombat) is the source of this 741-nucleotide messenger RNA. Its product is annotated as cell division cycle-associated protein 4-like. Gene Ontology annotation, cellular component: nucleus. Lineage: Eukaryota; Metazoa; Chordata; Mammalia; Diprotodontia; Vombatidae. The record is from RefSeq and is a predicted model, not a curated record. Gene Ontology annotation, molecular function: transcription regulator activity. The transcript is spliced from 2 exons.